Rotaria sp. Silwood2 is the source of this 870-nucleotide messenger RNA. Lineage: Eukaryota; Metazoa; Rotifera; Eurotatoria; Philodinida; Philodinidae. The record is from the annotation of a GenBank genome assembly.
AUGUCUCGUAUUUCGACUCCUGCCAAAGUUGUUAUGAAUCAACAGUUGAAUACAGUGGAAGAAGAAGAAGAACAAGUUGAACAAUCAGACAUCGUUCGUGAACAUGAAAUGGGCUAUAAACAAGAACUGUAUCGUGGCUUUUCACCACUUAUGUCCUUUGCCUUUUGUUUCACUAGUGUGAAUGUACUCACAUCCAUGUCAAUUAGCUUUACCUAUGCAUUACACACUGGUGGGUCAGCUGUAGCUGUAUGGUCUUGGCUCAUUGGAUCUAUUUUUACAAAUCUUGUCGGUCUUUCAUUAGCUGAGAUUUGUUCUGUGUAUCCUAGUGCUGGUUCUGUCUAUUAUUGGGCCGGUCAACUGGUACCAAUUCAAUACGCGCCAUUAUCUUCAUUUAUUUGCGGUUGGUUUAAUUUUGUAGGUAAUGUAGCAGCAAAUGCUGCAUUUUCAUCGGGUUUUGCUACCAUUGUCAAUGCUGCUCUUAUUCUUGACGGCAAAGAUUCGUUGAGUACAGGAGCAGAAGUGGGUAUCAGUAUAGGAAUUACAAUUUUAUGGGCCAUACAAAACACAUUUCGUAUUGAUCAACAAGGAUGGCUCAAUAAUGUUGCAGCUGCCAUUCAAAUAGCUUCUACCAUUGGUAUUGUAAUUGUUCUAUUCGCUCUGGCACCUGAAAGAGCUUCUGCUCAACAUGUUUUUUUAUCUACAUACAAUGCUACAGGAUUUCCACAUCCAUAUAUGUACUUCAUUGGAAUCCUUACAACACUUUUCUCAUUGGCUGGAUACGAUGGUAAUUCUUUUAUGGAUUUAAAUUGUUAUUAUUUUAGUGCGCCUUAUAAAUUUGAUAGCUGGUGCUCAUUUGGCCGAAGAAACUAG